Molecule: messenger RNA, 543 nt
Organism: Pecten maximus
Lineage: Eukaryota; Metazoa; Mollusca; Bivalvia; Pectinida; Pectinidae
Product: enterin neuropeptides-like
Exons: 3
Source: RefSeq, a predicted model, not a curated record
UUGUCAGGGAAGAGAGUUCCAUUGUAUAACUUGUCUUUGCCAGGGAAGAGAGUUCCAUUGUAUAACUUGUCUUUGCCAGGGAAGAGAGUUCCAUUGUAUAACUUGUCUUUGUCAAGGAAGAGAGUUCCAUUGUCAUUUUGGAAGAGAGUUCCAUUAUAUAACUUGUCUUUGCCAGGGAAGAGAGUUCCAUCGUAUAACUUGUCUUUGUCAGGGAAGAGAGUUCCAUUGUGUAACUUGUCUUUGUCAGGGAAGAGAGUUCCAUUGUGGAAGAGAGUUCCAUUGUGUAACUUGUCUUUGUCAGGGAAGAGAGUUCCAAUGUAUAACUUGUCUUUGUCAGGGAAGAGAGUUCCAUUGUAUAACUUGUCUUUGUCAGGGAAGAGAGUUCCAUUGUAUAACUUGUAUUUGUCAGGGAAGAGAGUUCCAUUGUAUAACUUGUCUUUGUCAGGGAAGAGAGUUCCAAUGUAUAACUUGUCUUUGUCAGGGAAGAGAGUUCCAUUGUAUAACUUGUCAUUGCCAGGGAAGAGAGUUCUAUUAUAUGUAUAA